GUACACCUCUCAUAGACGUCAGUGAACAGAGAGGGGCGUGGCAAAAGCGACUCGAAGUUUAAAAACAGGCGAACUUGUCUAAAAUCACCCACUUCUUCGAAGUAGAGGAUUGCAGAACCAUGCCUGGACAGAGCGGUAAGGUGCAGACGGUGCUGGGUCUGCUGGAGCCCGAUCAGCUGGGCCGCACCAUGACCCACGAACACCUUACGAUGACGUUCGAGUGCAGCCAUGUUCCCCCAGCACCUGGAGACGAGGGCCUUGCCGCAGCUCCUAUUGAGAUGAAGCAUCUUCACUGGUUGCAGCAGAAUCCAUACAGCCACCACGAGAACCUGCUGUUGAAUCAAGAGAUCGAGGCGGUGAAGGAAGAGCUGUUGUGUUACCGUAAAGCGGGAGGAGGAUCCAUAGUGGAGAACACCACCACAGGCAUCACCCGAAAUCUGCCCAUUCUGCGGCAGCUGGCCAAAGAGACGGGUGUGCAUAUCGUAGCUGGAGCGGGGUACUAUGUGGACGUGACCCACUCCGAUGAGACCAGAAAAAUGACCGUUGAGAAGCUGACUGAUAUCAUUGUCAAUGAGGUGGCCCACGGUGCAGAUGGUACAGAUAUCCGCUGUGGUGUGAUUGGAGAGAUUGGUACAAGCUGGCCAAUCACAGAGAGCGAGAAGAAGGUACUGCGAGCCACCGCUCAUGCUCAGACUCAGCUCGGCUGCCCGGUUAUCAUCCACCCAGGACGACACAAAGACGCUCCCGGGGAGGCCAUCCGCAUUCUGCAAGAAGCAGGUGGAGAUAUCUCCAAAACAGUCAUGUCUCAUCUUGACAGGAGCAUAUAUGAUCUACGAGAAUUGCUGGAGUUUGCAAAGAUGGGGAGCUACCUUGAAUAUGACCUUUUUGGCACCGAGGUGCUGAAUUACCAGUUCAACGCUGAUGUUGACAUGCCCAACGACAGCCAGAGAGUUCAGACCUUGGCUUUCCUGAUCAGAGAAGGUUAUGAAGACAGAAUCCUCGUAGCCCAUGAUAUCCACACCAAGCACCGACUGACCAAGUACGGCGGUCAUGGCUUCUCCCACAUCCUGAAGAAUAUUGUUCCCAAAAUGCUGUCCCGAGGCAUCACUCAGAACCAGGUGGACAAAAUACUGAUCGAGAACCCUAAACAAUGGCUGACAUUUAAAUAAACCUGCUGCCUUAAAAAUCGAUUUCAUUCUUUAAAGUUAACAUACCAAAAAUUGAUUUCUGAUUUUUAUUGUUAGGAACUGUUAUUAACUAAAUUAACUGAACUGUUAAUUUUUGGUGCUAAAAUCUUUACUUCGUUUAGCGUUAAUUCAAAUGCACUGUUAAAAAUAUUAAAAAGAGGGUAUAAUUUAAACGAGGGUGUAAAAGGGGGUUUUUGUAGCCAUUGUGAGUUCCCCAAAGAACCUUUCAGUGAACAGUUUUUAAAAGAACUAUUUUUUUAGCGUGAAGAAUAUUUUAAGAAUCUUUUUGUGCGGUGGAAUGGUUUCAUCGUGGAACCAUUAAUGCCGAGAAAAAACCUUUGAGACCCAUUGGUCACACGUGAAGUUUAACACUAACCAGAAUAUUCAAAUCAAAUAUUGACCAGUCUCCAAUGAUCAAAGUUCUCUUGCCACAAAAAAAGUGGGUAAAAUAAAAACAUGGCUCUGAGUCGUGGAAAGUAGGCGACUACGUUACUUACUAAUUAGCUCGUGCGCAUCCUAAUAAGCGGAUGCAGAUUUUCUUUUUCGAUAUUGUGUAGCUGCAAACAUCUCAACCAGUUUGAACAUACAGUCUGAGUUGAUCGAGUUUGACCAUAUGCCUGAAAGUAAGACUGCUUGCUGUACACAUUUGUUCUUUGGCAAGCCUGAUGUUUCACAGCACUUCUGAUCCUUUGAAGGCAUGCGUCUGGGCGGGAAAGAGAGAUGGGUUUCUCAGGAGCAGGUGGCCGCUCACAGUGACUUCUCUAGUAAAAUAACGACACUGUCAGGUGCUCUGUUAACCGCAAGGUUAUUACUUAAAAAAAAAAACUUACUUAUAAAAAGAUGGCUUGUUAAUUGAUCUUUCCCGUUUAUUUUUUCUGUGCUUCAACAUGAAAAACCGACUUCCUUUUUUAAUGUAUAGAUGUAGGACUAUUUUACACAGUCGUAUACCGUUUAGUGCUUUUAAAGAAAUAGCUGAAUAUUACAAAUGAUGACAUUACUAGGAUAUUUCGCAGUUGCUUUCGUUGAUUGCUGCACUGCACUAUACAGAGCUUUUAGUUUUAUGGCAAAUUUAUACACGCAUGCAAAUCAUACAAUAUAUUUUAUUCACAAUUUUUUGAUGACACUGCAUAUACCAGACGGCGAUCAUAUUUUUAAAUGAAGACAUUUAUGUAAAACGGUACAGAACUGCGGCUUGAAUGCGACAACGUGUGUGCGCAGACAGAGAAAUGACUCAUAAAAUGUAAUCUGAACUAUACAUCCGUGCUAAUGGCGGGUGCUCUGUAACAGCCUCUUCUGAUCAGCCAUGUGUCCAUGUAAGGUAGGCACAUAUGGAAUGAUGUUAAACGAUUUUCUGCUUUCACGUCCAAUUAAUCUCCCAAUAAACAUACUACAAUCA
Molecule: messenger RNA, 2583 nt
Organism: Puntigrus tetrazona (Sumatra barb)
Lineage: Eukaryota; Metazoa; Chordata; Actinopteri; Cypriniformes; Cyprinidae
Product: phosphotriesterase-related protein
Exons: 5
Coding region: 120-1169 (349 amino acids)
Biological process (GO): catabolic process
Molecular function (GO): zinc ion binding
Source: RefSeq, a predicted model, not a curated record